AUGACAAUAUCGUUCUUCGGAGCGCUUACGCAGGGCGCCAAAUUCAGUCGUACGACGUUCCAAAUCGACAAAAAGCAAUUGAAACGAAAUACUGAAGGAACCACAAAAGAGACUGGAAAGAGUGUAGAGAAUGAUAAUGAGCUGGACUUUUUUGGAUUUAAUGAGGUUCAGAAACCUAAGGAGAAACCAUCUAAACCUCGUAAGAUUAGUGUCGACAUGGUGCCAGAAUGGGCAGGUAACGACUUGGCUACUAAGACUUGCAAGGCAAAGGGCAGUAAACUUCGUCGCAAGCGUAAAUUGAGUGAAGGUGCCCUUGAAGAACAGCGUCUGGAAGAUGAAAAUCGACUGCAAGCAUCGCGGCUUCUUGCACCACCCAAGACAAAGGCAAGACAACGCAAAGACAAACGUGCUCGUCGUCGGUCGCGUACGGAGUCGAUGGAAAGCGAGGCUAAAAUGCCGCCGUUGGGUAAGGACAUUGCUGCAUCAACCGAGGAGGACGAGGAAGACGAGUCUGUGAGUUUGUUUCUGUCGAAUGGUGAAAAUGUGGGUGAGGAAGUAACAGUUGAAAAGGAAGAUAAGAAGCCUAGGAAAGAAUCUGUGAAGCAAGCAAACAGAAAGAAUAUGGCUGCUUCUGAACAAGAAGGCAUGCAGAUGCUUCGACGCCAGCUUGGCAUUCGUGUAAGCGGUGUGAGCGUGCCAGCACCGAUUACUUCGUUUGCUGACAUGCGCUUGGACUUUAGUACGAGUGCGCAGCAGAUGAAACGUUUUCUUUUGCAGAACAUUGAGCGUUCAGAGUACAAGGAACCUACGCCGGUGCAGAUGCAAGUUAUUCCAAGCUUUCUGCUUCGACGCGAUGUGCUGGCUACAGCACCUACCGGAUCAGGUAAGACCGCAGCUUUUGCAAUUCCGAUGCUAGCAAACCUGGCAGCCGGUAGCGGUACAAGCAGCGGUAUUCGCUCGAUUGUUUUGGCUCCUACUCGUGAUUUGGCAGUACAGAUUCGUGCGGAGUUCACGCGCCUCGCUGUCGGUAAAAAGAUCCACAUCACGCUAUUGUCCAAAGCCACUGCUGCUACCAUCGCUUCCCAGACCAAAAGUAAAUUGGCUGUGAACCACGACGUGUUGAUUGCAACGCCGCUUCGUCUUGUGCAUUUGAUACGAGAAGCAAAGGUCGAUCUUUCAAGCGUUGAAAUCGUGUGUCUUGAUGAAGCGGACAGGCUACUGGAGCUUGGAUUUGUGGAGCAAAUUGAUGAGAUUUUUGCUGUGUGCACUCAUGCCAAGGUUCAGCGUACUAUGUUUAGUGCUACCAUGCUGGAGGGAGUCGAGGAGCUUGCUCAAACCGUGCUGCGCGACCCUGUCAAAGUAGCUGUGGGAACAAAAAAUGCCGGUGCUAGUACGAUUGAUCAAAAACUGGUAUUUGUGGGCAAGGAAGGAGGAAAACUUGUUGCCAUGAAGCAACUGUUGCACAACGGGCUUCAGCUUCCCGCGUUGCUGUUUGUGCAGAACAAGGAACGUGCUAACGAGUUAUAUCACGAGUUGCUGUAUGAUGGAGUAAACAUUGGUGCUGUUCACGCGGAUCGCACCAAGGAGCAGCGAGACGAUGUGAUUCGGCGUUUUCGCACUGGAGAUGUUUGGGUGCUCAUUUGUACAGACCUCAUGAGCCGUGGUAUGGACUUCAAGGCUGUGAAUAUGGUCAUUAAUUAUGACUUCCCGCAGAGUGCUGUUAGCUAUAUUCACCGCAUUGGUCGGACGGGCCGAAAUGGACGUAAGGGCAAUGCUAUCACGUUCUUCACCGAGGAUGAUAUGGUAUACCUACGCACAAUCGCUAAUGUGAUGAAGAUAUCAGGCUGUGAAGUUCCUGAGUGGAUGCUGUCGCUGAAAAAGGCUAGUGUAUCGAAGAGGAAGGAGCUUUUGAAGGCACCUCCUACGCGACACCGCAUUAACACGGUAUCCGGAUACGACCUGCAGAAAGCAAAUCGUCUACAGCAGAUGAAGAAACGUAGCAAAGGCGACCAAACCAACAAUCAUUCUGAGCCACAGAGCGACGAGAAGACGCAAGAGAAUGCUGAAGAUGGCAAGAAGAAGCGAAAGAAAUACAAGAAGAACUUGAUGAGCGUGUAG
Messenger RNA from Peronospora belbahrii, 2118 nucleotides. The record is from the annotation of a GenBank genome assembly. NCBI's taxonomy places the organism in Eukaryota, Oomycota, Peronosporomycetes, Peronosporales, Peronosporaceae.